AUGUCAGCGAAGAGUGCAUCCGUUACUUCGUCAGCGAGGCUGAUCCCAGCAGUUCGAGCAGGACUUGUCUACUACAAGAGACCGAAUCGAUCGUUGAUGCAGUUCUACUCAUCCGAUUCACGAGAACUCGAUAUUCUUCCUUCCCAGACCGCUGCGAGCUCUGCUAUCCGUCGACCGCUGCCAGCAUCACUGGGCCUAACCCUCGACUUCACUCGUCCCUCGAUGGCGUCUUCAGCAAACUGGAUUCUGCCGCCAUCUGCCACCUCUGAUGUCUUUCUUCAGGUAAAUGCCUCUCACACAGUGGCCACCUUCGUUGAGCAGGCCUUGUCCAAGCCAAGGAGCACACACACUUCGAAGUCUACUCCUGCAGAAUCGGAGGAACUGAGUUCUAUGCAAGGCGCAAGACAGACCAAAUUCACCGUUGAACAACUCGACGUCCGCUCUGAGCAAGUGUCUUUCAUCGUUACCCAAGCGCCCUUCAUCUUCGGACGGGUCAAGGCCCGCUCGACAGACAGCAUCUCCCGAUAUGUGAAGUUCUACAACUGCAUCUGGCUCACGCUCAACGACAUAAUCAUCGGGGUCGCUUUCGGGUCUUUCUUGUGCGAGAACUGCCACGUAUUGGGCAGCAUGCUGGACGCAUUCACGCAGUUGUACCUCGUCGGCUGGAUGCAGCGAGCGCUCAUCUGGCUCAACAGCUGGCCGGCCGGUCUGAAGCUCAACACUGAGCUCAGCCAAUUCUACUGCCAUUCUCUACUGAUUGCGAUCACAAUCUGGGGGCGCGUUCUGCGCAGCAUGGGCCCGUACUACCCUGCCCUGCUCUGGGUAGUCGGUGCUAUGGGUUGCUGUGGGAUGACCAUGAUUGUGUCCCUUCUGUCAGACAUCAUCGGUGUGCUUACAUCGCACCUCUACGUGUGCUACGUCCUCUCAGCCACGGCGUUCCGGCAUCAACUCGGCCUCGCAGGCUCAUUAUGGAACCUGUUUCGUGGUAUGUGUCCGGCUGGUUAG
This is a messenger RNA of Fomitopsis serialis, 1005 nucleotides long. Its product is annotated as N-acetylglucosaminyl transferase component-domain-containing protein. The record is from RefSeq and is a predicted model, not a curated record. Gene Ontology annotation, biological process: GPI anchor biosynthetic process. Lineage: Eukaryota; Fungi; Basidiomycota; Agaricomycetes; Polyporales; Fomitopsidaceae. Gene Ontology annotation, cellular component: endoplasmic reticulum; membrane. The coding region runs from base 1 to 1005 and encodes 334 amino acids. The transcript is spliced from 6 exons.